Messenger RNA from Necator americanus (New World hookworm), 771 nucleotides. RefSeq lists its product as uncharacterized. Lineage: Eukaryota; Metazoa; Nematoda; Chromadorea; Rhabditida; Ancylostomatidae. The coding region runs from base 1 to 771 and encodes 256 amino acids. The record is from RefSeq and is a predicted model, not a curated record. The transcript has 6 exons.
AUGCUUGUGCUUUUGAAUCGUCGUUGUCUCUUAAGACAUAUCCGCUUCAUUCCAGCGCCAGCUAUUGACUUUACAUUCGUAUUUGUGGAUGUUUUUUGUGUUGCAUAUGCCCUCGAACGGAUUCCCUUGAGAACCGAUGGAAAAAUCAUAAUGAAGAACGUGGAUCUACUAAUCUAUGCCUUACUACCUUGUAUUCAUGCUGUUGCUCGAUUUGAGCCAACAUCGGUGACUGACGUUUCGUUGGUUAUUCGAAUGAUAAAGGGAAAUAAUGUAAGCAGUUUUGAUAUGGCUAUACAGAUAUUCGAUUUGGAUCGAUUGAUCGAAUAUCGGAAAACGCAAUUAAGAGGAUCUACCAGGGAUCAGUUGUUCUCCUUCGAUGGUUUAACGCCUGGAACAUGGUUCGCUUUCCGGAUACACUAUCAGUUACAUUACGAGAAUUCAAAAGAGCCGAAGCAUGAUUUGAAAACAAAACAGGAGAUAAUAGUACGAACCAAGGAGUCACAGCAUGAGGAUCCAACGAAGAUCAACGAUAGCAUAGCGUAUAUCGAUGACCUAUUCCUUACUAAGGAUAAUAUAUACAUCGGUGUUGCGUCAGUGUUCAAGGAUACUAAGAAGGUAAUCACUGUAAUUGUUCCCGAAUUGCGAUGCUCAAAAGGUGUGCUCAAACCAUUGGCUCAACAAGUGAGUUCAACAAGGUCUACAAGACAAAUGAGGGUCUCGUCUUGUUGUGAGGGAAAGAUUCUAAGUGUACCCACCGACAAUCUUGAUUAA